ACUAAGCAAAAUAAAAAACUGCUUAGGGAACGAAAAAACAACAACAACAUGACAUACCUAACUCAUUCUUUGCUCUUCUUCUUCUCUUGCUUAUCUAUGCUUCUUUGCGUCUCCAUUGCUGGAAGCAGACCUGUUCACGGUCCAGCUUAUACAAAUCCAUCUGCUUUCUCUCCAGAAGCUUACGAUUUCUUUCACCCAAAAUCAUCACUCUCUGAUCACAAUAAUCCACCAAAAAACUCACCUUCUUCGCCAUCACCUUCACCUUCAAAGACAUCUAUUGUAGAACCAGAUUCACAAGGAAGUAAAGUUUCAUCAGACGAACACACAACAAGUGAGAGUAGUCGCAGAGAAGAAGAAGGACGAGGAGAAACCAUUGGAGUAGUGUUAGGACUUUCUUUCGUCGCAUUUCUCUCAUUAGGAAUCUACUUUGUGAUCAAGAAACAACUUGUUAGAUCUCAGAGUUUUGCGAUUCACACUAAAAUGGCGUUCCGCGUUUUGCUCCUCUUCUCACUCACCGCACUUCUCAUCUUCUCCGCCGUUUCUCCUUCUUUCGCCACCUCUUCCUCCGACGACGUCGACGAUGAGGAUCUCAGCUUCCUCGAAGAUCUCAAAGAAGACGACGUUCCCGGCGCUGACUCACUCUCCUCCUCAGCUGGACUUGACGAAUUCGAAGGAGGUGAAGACGAAGAUCCCGAUAUGUACAACGACGAUGAAGAUGAAGAAGGUGAUUUCUCUGAUCUAGGUAAUCCAGAUUCCGAUCCGUUGCCGACGCCGGAAAUUGAUGAGAAAGACGUUGUUGUUAUCAAGGAGCGUAACUUCACUGACGUGAUUGAGAAUAAUCAAUAUGUUUUGGUUGAGUUCUAUGCGCCGUGGUGUGGUCAUUGUCAGUCUCUUGCUCCUGAGUAUGCUGCUGCUGCGACGGAGCUUAAGGACGAUGGUGUUGUAUUGGCUAAGAUUGACGCGACGGAGGAGAAUGAGCUAGCUCAGGAGUAUAGUGUUCAAGGAUUCCCAACGAUUCUUUUCUUCGUUGAUGGUGAGCACAAGCCUUACACUGGAGGAAGGACUAAAGAAACAAUUGUGACAUGGGUGAAGAAGAAGAUAGGUCCUGGUGUGUAUAAUCUAACUACAUUAGAUGAUGCUGAGAAAGUGUUGACUUCUGGGAACAAAGUCGUUUUGGGAUACUUGAACUCCUUGGUGGGCGUUGAGCAUGAUCAACUUGCUGCUGCUUCCAAAGUUGAAGACGAUGUGAACUUCUAUCAAACAGUGAAUCCUGAUGUUGCCAAGAUGUUUCACAUUGAUCCCGAGUCUAAAAGGCCUGCUCUUGUCCUAGUUAAGAGGGAAGAGGAGAAGAUUAGCCAUUAUGAUGGGGAAUUUGUUAAGUCUGCUUUAGUUAGUUUUGUUUCUGCCAACAAGCUUGCUUUGGUCUCUGUUUUCACCAGAGAGACUGCACCGGAAAUUUUUGAGAGUGCAAUCAAGAAACAGUUGUUGUUGUUUGCAACCCAAAAUGACUCUGAAAAGGUUCUUCCGGAAUUUCAAGAAGCAGCGAAAUCAUUCAAAGGAAAGCUCAUCUUCGUAUCUGUGGAUCUGGAUAAUGAGGAUUAUGGGAAGCCAGUCGCUGAAUACUUUGGUGUGUCUGGAAAUGGUCCUAAACUUAUUGCCUACACAGGGAAUGAAGACCCUAAAAAAUACUUUUUCGAUGGCGAGAUCAAGUCAGAUAAAAUUAAGAUAUUUGGGGAGGAUUUCCUGAACGACAAGUUAAAGCCUUUCUAUAAGUCAGACCCCAUUCCUGAAAAGAACGAUGGAGAUGUGAAAAUAGUGGUUGGAGAUAACUUUGAUGAAAUUGUUCUGGACGAUUCUAAAGAUGUGCUUCUCGAGGUCUAUGCACCAUGGUGUGGCCAUUGCCAAGCCCUUGAGCCAAUGUAUAACAAACUUGCCAAGCAGUUACGAAGUAUUGAUUCUCUAGUCAUAGCCAAGAUGGAUGGAACAACCAACGAACAUCCCAAGGCAAAGGCUGAGGGGUUCCCUACCAUUCUCUUCUUCCCUGCGGGCAACAAGACUUCAGAGCCGAUAACUGUAGAUACAGACCGCACUGUGGUUGCAUUUUACAAGUUUUUAAGGAAACACGCCACAAUCCCAUUCAAACUGGAGAAACCUGCGUCAACCGAAUCUCCUAAAACUGCCGAGUCCACACCUAAAGUAGAAACUACCGAGACCAAAGAAUCACCCGAUAGCACGACAAAGAGUAGCCAAACUCUUUUAGUUGUAACCGGUGAGGUUUCAACUGAAGAAGUUUCACCGGCGAUUGAGCCUGAGCCAUCGUCGUCUCUGCCGCAAUCAGAAACCGAAAUGUCUCCAUCUCCGACGAUGUCUGAUGAUAACGAUUAUCCGUCUUCGUCUCAAUUUACGGAUUCCAGUGAUCUCAACUACAUUGAUAGUACCAGAACGGGAGGCGGUGAAAAUGGCAGCGGAGGAAAGAAGACCGGAAUCGUGGUGGGAGCGAUUUCAGCUGCGAGUAUGGUUGGAUUCGGCGGUUAUCUGUUGAAGAAACGGCGAGAGAACAUUCGUAGAUCGCGAUAUGGUUACGCCUCCACUGAAUUCUUCUAAAGAUAAUCGAAAUCGCAUCUCUGAAAUUUAUUUUUCAAAAAAGGUUUGGUACAUAUCUGUUUGUUCGUUCUUAUAAUCUUUUUAAAAAAUUGUAACUUUAGUU
Molecule: messenger RNA, 2707 nt
Organism: Arabidopsis arenosa
Lineage: Eukaryota; Viridiplantae; Streptophyta; Magnoliopsida; Brassicales; Brassicaceae
Source: the annotation of a GenBank genome assembly